GCAGAUCCAAGAUGGCUGCGGAUCUUCAGAAAUUCCUGUUCAAAUCUAAGUUUUUGAGGAAAUUAGAGCGACCGAGGACCUUAGUAGUAGUGAUAGUUUUAUUAGGUUACGCGGUGGUGUGUACAGAGGGACAGGAGUGCAGUCUGGAGUGCGAGCAUGGCAGGUGUGUGGACAACAAGUGUAUAUGUGACCCAGGAUGGAAAGGUCCGCUGUGUCAGUGGUGUGAGGGAAGGCUGAGGUUAUGGUCCAAUUCAAGUGUGAUAACGGAUGGAUCAGGUAAUUACUCCACAGACACCCAGUGUACAUGGCUGAUUGAUGCGGGCCGGCCCAAUACCUCCAUCCGUCUCCAUUUUGAGCACUUUGCCACGGAAUGUUCGUGGGACCAUUUAUAUGUUUAUGAUGGUGACAGUAUUUAUGAUCCCCUCCUAGCUGUCUUCAGUGGGAUGGUGGUUCAAGAUGAUUACCGUGUUCCACAUAUACCAGAAGUGGUAGCUAAGUCAGGCUAUGCACUCCUCUACUUUUACUCUGAUGCAGCUUAUAACCUUACAGGAUUCUCAAUAUCUUAUAGAAUUGAUGGGUGUCCCAGUACUGUGGUGGGGGAGGAAUGCUCCGGCCGAGGUGCAUGUCUGGAGGGAUUCUGCACAUGUGAUGCCAGCUGGGGGGGUCCUGCCUGCUCUGUUCCAGUCUGUCCAGAGGGUUGCUCAGGCAAUGGCCAGUGUAACCCUGAAGAACACCGAUGCCAGUGUCAUUCUGGCUACACAGGUGCAGACUGUAGCCAGGUGAUUGAGGAAGGCUGGUGGGAGGUAGUGGGACAUGACAUUACCAGCCAGCUGACCCAUCCUGACCCUAUGUCCACACUACUAGAAAGGUCAUCCCACGCCACUGUUCUCAUUGAUAAUAUAACUUGGGUUAUUGGUGGUUACUCCUUCACCGAGCGAUCGUUCCUCGUAAGAUACAACAUAACAGAUGACACGUGGUUGCCGAUAAGGAGUUCUGGGAUACAUAAACCAGUAGCCAGAUAUGGUCACACUGCUGUUGUUUAUAAUGGAUCCAUAUAUAUGUACGGAGGGAUGAAGGACGAUGGGAGUAUAACUCGAGAAUUGUGGCGUCUGGAUACUGAAUCACACAAGUGGUCUUUAUUGCCUUCUGAACGGGGAGAGAGGAUCGGUGGACGAGGCCGGGGCGGUGGAAGAAGGGGCAGGAUUGGCCGACGUGAGAGAAACCGGCGCAAUAAUCGUAGUGGUAGAAGUAGAGAGAACAAAGAAAGUAACCUUAGCAAUCGUAAAGACUGGGAAGAGGAGGAGGAGGAGGAGGAAGUGAAGCCUGGAGAUGAUAGUGAGGAAGAAGAGGAGCACACAAACAAGAGUGAGGUUGGAGGAUGUGCGUCAGCUCCUGGUCCAUGUGCACCCAUCCCCUGUGUUGGUCAUGCGGCAGUGGUCGUUCACAAGUCCAAAAAACAAGUCAUGCUCGUCAUUUUUGGACAUUCUUCCAGAUAUGGAUAUUUGAACACUGUCCAAGAAUAUGACUUUGAACAAGGCAGUUGGACUACAGUCGAAACACGAGGCGCUGUAGUGAGCGGAGUUUACGGUCACACAGCCAUAUGGGACCCUGUGACCACCCUUGUGUACGUCCACGGUGGUCUCCUAUCCAAAGUUUCAACGAGUCAUGUUGUUCCAUAUCUUAUGACUUACGACCCCAUUAAACAAAAAUGGAAACUGCGCAGUCCAGCACCAGUGCCUCGAUUCUUGCACUCUGCCGUCCUAGUUGAGGGUCUGAUGCUGGUGUUUGGAGGAAACACGCAUAAUGAUACAUCCUUUUCUUUCGGUGCCAAAUGUUACAGUGCUGAUUUCUUGGCGUACGACAUAGCUUGCAAUUCUUGGCACUCGUUAAACAAACCCCCGAAUCUGUAUUUGGACGUGGCACGGUACGGACACUCGGCAGUACUGCACCAAGGGGACAUGUAUAUAAUCGGUGGUUUUAACGGAAAGAUGCUGGGGUCGGUUCUGCGGUAUCACCCAGGACUAUGCAAGACUCAAAUAUCCUCCAGUGAUGAAUGCUUACAUAACUACCCCGGCCGCAAAUGUGUUUGGAACAGGAUUUUGACCCGAUGUGAAUCCAAUAAUAAUAAUGACAAAAAGGCUUAUGAUGUGUGUCCAGAAGUGACCCCCAAGCAUAAUUUUACGGCUCUCUGCGACGAACAGAAGUCGUGUCGGUCGUGUGUGUCUAAUACAUAUGGGUGCGUGUGGUGCAACAACGCCUGUACAUACAAUAAAUGUGUGGAUUAUGCCAAGCCUCAUGGUGUGAUGAGUUUGAGUAAUGGUCUCAUAAAUAAAGAGGUCCCCAGGCCUACUAAGGUGGUGGGUGUGGCCAGUGGCGAAGGUUGUGAGGAUAAUCUGCGGUCUCGUUGUAAGUCCCUCAACACUUGUCCUCUCUGCCGCGCUCACCAACACUGUGACUGGCUGGAGCAUCAGUGUCUCGUUGCGCCAAACAGAACUUCCACUGCUGGAGCUCUGGGUGAAACAGCUCCCAAUCUAUCACUGGAAGAUAUCCCCAGCACCCCAUCUAUUGAUCAGACAGACCAUCAGUCACCGGUGAGCGGUGGUACUCGCAACGCACUACACUCUCAUAGACCGUGUGAACCUACUUGUGCACAGAGGACUUCGUGUUCUAACUGUACAGAGACAAAGGGGUCAUGUAUGUGGUGCUUCAACCAGCAGCGAUGUGUCAACAAUAACUCCUACUUGGUCAGCUUCCCAUAUGGUCAGUGCAGGGAGUGGACCACAGAAUCCAAGAGGUGUAUUGGUGUGGAACCGGGAUUAAGUAGAUGUAGCAUUCACCAGACGUGCAAAAAGUGCCAGGCAGACGUGGCAUGUGGGUGGUGUGACGAUGGUAGUGGUACAGGCAUUGGAAUGUGCAUGGAGGGGGGACAGAGAGGACCCAUCAAUCCUGUCACCGGUAUUAUGCAGAAGAACAAAUGUCCCAAAUUAAACUGGUUCUUCACUGAAUGUCCACUGUGUAACUGCAAUGGUCACAGCAAAUGUGAAAAUGGUAGCCAGUGCAUUUUGCCAUGUGCCAACAACACUGCGGGAUCUCACUGUCAAUACUGCAUUGAAAAGUUUUUUGGGAAACCCAUCAACGGCGGCCUUUGUCAACCUUGUAUGUGCAAUGAACAUGGUGACACAUGCAACAGGGAGACGGGCCGAUGCAACUGCAACACCAAAGGAGUGACGGGCGAUCACUGUGAACGUUGUGACACACAGAACAACUAUGUCGGUGAGCCACUCCAAGGAUCCUGCUUCUAUGACCUUCAAAUUGACUACCAGUUCACAUUCAACCUUUCCAAAAUCGAAGAUCGUCACAUACGUCAAAUCAACUUCUUCAACGUACCAACCAAGAGUGAUGUAGACACUGACUUCGACAUUUACUGCUCCAAAGCCACAAAAAUUAAAAUAUCUUCGAAAACAACUCGGAGUCAUGAGUCGUGGAUAAUACGCAACUACACAGGUACGAGAAUUAAGCGGAGAUUCAGCGCCUCGGACUACACUUUCGGAUCAGCAGAUAACAACACGACCUUUCACGUCUACGUCUAUAACUUUACUCCUCCUAUAGAGAUUGUUGUGUCUUUCUCCCAACAUCCUAAACUUGAUCUAAUUCAGUUUUUUUCCAUAUUUUCCUUAUGUUUUUUAGUGUUGUUAACUUUGGCUGCAAUACUAUGGAAAAUAAAACAGAAAUACGACAUCUAUACCAGGAGACAGCCACUACGACCCCAACAGCGUCUGUUGGUUGAGAUGGAAGCCAUGGCGUCUCGUCCAUUCCGCCCCAUUCUUCUGGAACUGUAUCCGAGGGGUGCGGACGCUGAGGUCCUGGACACUAACGACUCCACUCCUACUACUACAACAACCACCUCCAUAACGACCUCUACGACCAACACAGUCACAAGCAAUUGCUGUGUAACGGGAACAAAUGGGGCCAUGCCCAAUGCCACCUCCACUGCCAUCCCCUGUCUUUCUUCCAAUGUCAUCACAAAGGCUUCAAACAAAGAUAAUUCAAAAUUUUGUAACAACAGUGCCAAUAAAGUCAUCCCCAAUUCAACAUCACCAGACAGUCUCUCCUCUGAUUUGUUAGACAGUCUCAACACACUCAAGAUAAAGAAGAAGGUCAACCCAAGUCCCAUUGCCUUGGAGCCGUGCUGUGGUAACCGUGCUGCCGUCCUCUCCCUCCUCGUGCAACUUCCCACUGGCGGAGAACCUUAUACACCCAUAGGACACCCAGGUGGUUUGGCGAUUGCCAGCACACUUGUGACUCUCGGUAAUCCACGCAAGUGUAGCAACGACCCCAUAACACUAGCUAAAGGGGACGUCAACAAAAAUAAAACAUCAAGAGGAAAGCAACCUUAUUCCAGCCAUUCACCUGACACAUGUAUUUAACACCUGCCUCGCCACCCUCCACCAAUAUAUACACAUUACUGAAUUUCAUAUGUGUUGUGUCUAGAUAUUUGCCAUUGUCCAUUUUCCUCCUGGAUUAAUUUUGUGUACAAUACCUAACAUAUGGAAAACCUUGUGGGAAACUCUCCUCCGUUUUAGUUAUAGUUGAUAGAUGGAACACCUGUUUUUGUUUUUUGUUUUUUCCCAGAAGAUAAAUUUUGGUUGGUCAAAAUUCAGAAAAUCAUUUCAGAUUAAAUGAAAACAGUUAAAUUUAAAGUUAAUAUUAAAUUCUUGAUCGGCUGUUUUAGUAAUAUCACUGUUAAUCGAGUGAGAAUAUAUUUUGUUUUAAUUAAGUGACACGAUUGCAAAUUGGCAGUACAGCACUGUACUACGGUCUUUGGAAUACUUUACAAUGUUCCUAAAAAAACGUUUUUUCCCUCUCAACCAGAAAGAUAUUCAUAUAGUCAAAGAUGGUGAAAUCUAGUACACAUACAGCUGUAUUCAGAUGCCUCGAACACUGUUAUUUGUGCCUUGAUGUUUCCAAUAUGGAUCCAUAAAAAGAUAUACAUUGUUGAUUCAUACUUGUAUCAGUAUGUAUGUCAUAAAGAGAGGACACACUGUUGACUCACGUGCAAACCAGUGAUCGGGGCCGUGUUAUUGUUGGAGCGGUGGCAGGUGCUCCCCAUACCAGUAGGUGCUAAGGUUUUUAAUUCUCUCACUGACGUUAAAUUCAUUCGGUUUGCAAUUGUUUUAACGCAAUUAGAAUUUAAGGAACGUUCAUAUAGGUGAUAUAAAUACUUUUCACAGGUAGUCGUGAUGGAAGAGAUCUGCAAAUUAAUAAGUGAAAAAGUUAAUUGUAUUCGUCUCCAAGUGAAAGUGAUAGGAGACUAUGGGGCAACGUGUCACAUUAUUAAGUCCUCGGGUAGUCGGUGUCUGAGAAUUAAACGUUAGCCUUGGUAUUGAAGGAGUGUCUGGUAUGUGUUUUGAUAGUUUUCUUUAACACUACCAUUGUACUUUUGAUGGUGAUGAACCAGAUGGAGUGAGCCUCAUAUUUACCACACUGAUAAGAUGAGUAAAUAUUAAUACGGAGUGGUGUAAGUAGCCGGUAACUGGGAAUCAUAAUAUUGGAGAAUGGUUGGUAUAGAUUAGACAAAAGUUAGACUGUGUAGUUAUAUUUUAUUGUAACUUCAAGUAACAUUUAAUACUUCCAUUGUUGGCUUGUCCAAAUAAUUGAUAGGUGACGUAAAUAUGUAGUUGUUUAUACCUGAGCUUGUUACUGAGAGAAACAGCAUAGAUCAAAUAUACUGAAUACUGUAAUGUGUUCUUGCAUUAGGCAUUAAUUCCAUGGCGGUCAGUUACCAAGGUCAUGGAGUUGUAUUCAGUGAAGCUUCUGAAUCACCGUGAAGAUCAAAUAACAACCGUCAUUGAUAGUAAAGGUGUACUCUAGUGGCACAGGAGGAAAAAUAUAGAAAAUCAAAUAAGGUAGCUAUUAUAUAUCUUCAUAUAUAAUGUGUAUGCUAUGUCUUACACUCAAAGCAGGGUUGCCUAAGAUUAAUAUUAUACUGUAGUUACAAAGUAUUCAUUUAAACUUUGUGUAUUAGGCAUGGAAUGGUAAGGUUCCUUUUGAUGGACUGCAGUAUUAGUACACAAACUUGUAGUUUCGAUGCUUCUUUGUUAAUGAUAAAGUAGUGUGCUGGUGGGAAACUUGUAGUCGGUAUGCUGCUGAUGAAAUAAAAGUUUUUGUCAUUUUUUUUUAAAGAAUUCGUGGCAUCACAGAUCGUACCUAACGGUUUACAGAAGGUUAUGUGAAUAGAAGUCCGUAUAUAAGGCAAUGUGCGAGAGAUGCGGUUGUGUGUUCGGUUUGAUAGUGGUAAUAUAAAUUGUAGGUGUGGCUCAGAAUCUGUGAUGGUCACUGUGCACUAUGAACACAGCCAGUGGUUGUGUGUGUGUGGUGGUGAGGGCUAUUAAGAGUGUGAUUAACAUGCUUGUAAAUAAUGUCUUUUAUUUUGUUGACACUUUUCUUUUUUUAAUUUAAUUUAAUUUGGGAUAUGUCUAUAGUGUACUGGCAUUAUCCAGUCUUGUGUAUGAAUAAUAGUCUUGAAUGCCUAUGCAUUUUGCAGCAGGGCAUUGUUUUUAUCAUGGCAAAAUUUUAUAUUCUAUUUUCUUAGAUCUUAAAAGCUGCCUUGAUAGAUGUGGAUUUCAUUUUAUGUGGCUCAAAUAUUUUGUUGUUAUGGUUUAGGAGAUAAUGGAUGUACAUAUUGAACAAUAAUAUUAAGACUUCAAAUCAUGAUGUAAUAUAUAUAAAUAUAUUAUUUAUUUAGCCUUUAUUAUUAUAAGACACUGCAGACCAAGUUGUGUGCAGACUGUCUCAUUGAAUCUCAGCCAUGUGAUAAUUCUCCAUUGUAAGAGCUGUGUUCAGGAGACACUAAUGAGCAGCCACUCAAGGCUUCAUAUUGCUGACCCGUGGUAAGUUUCUGCAGUUUCUCCUCUGCUUUGCUUGGAGUGGAUAACCAAUUUGACCCAGUCUUUUGUUGAGGAACUAUGUCCAUGUGUUCAGCAGUACAGUAGUGUAGUGCAAAGUGUGGUAGAAGCAGGAUUGAUUGGUAAUACUAUUUAUUUAUUGUUUUUAUGUGGAUUACUGGACUUGGGUAUACUGCACUGUGCUGUAUACCAGACUGGACUACAUAUAUAUUAUAAUGGUUGUGGGCCUUUGGGUAAAGUGUUCAUUCAAAUGUAUCACCUCAACAAUGUGAUCUGAUCGCUAGGAUUAUGGUCAAAUCUUUAGAAAGUCUCUUAAUAGAAUGUAAUAAUUGCUUGAAAUACAGUAAAACCUCAGAAACUCACACUCCUUAGGGACUGAAGACUUGCAGACGAUUUAUUGUGUAAAUUAUGAUGCAUGGGACACCACCACAUGCCAAUAGUUGGUUUGAUCAAAUUUAUAUUUUUUUUUACCAUUUUUAUUUUUUUUAAUACAGUAUUGUCAGAAAACUGUGAAAUUAAUAUAUUAAAACAAUAUAUAAAAAAAUGUGAACUCUGAAGUGUGACUGAGUGAGGUGUUAUUGUAUGUAAUAAUUGCUAUUAAGUUAAUUCUUGAACAGGGUUGGGUUGUUAACAGUUGAUAGACCAGUAAGGGAUUAUAACUGGGCCAAUUGAUACAGUGAUAUGGUGAACAUGAAGGGUGUAUAUGUCACUUUACUCAUGCUAGGAACAUUAUUGCGAAGUUGGUAAGUUAUGUCAAAAAUUGUGAAAUUGGUGAGUAGAAUGAGUGAGCUGUGGGGACUGUAUGUUGUGCAGUCAUUACCAGUUCUACCUAACUGUGGAUAUCUUUUUCCAAACUGGUAGUCCAAGUGUUAGGAGUACAAUAACUUAUUACUUGUAUGUUAUCAACAGAGUACAGUAAUAGAUGUUAUAAAACCUGUAAUAUGAUGAGGGAACCAAAAGUAUUGUGCUUCUGAUAUAAUGCAGCUAUUAUUUUCUGUAUAUAUAUAUAAUAUAUAUAUAUAUAUAUAUAUAUAUAUAUAUAUAUAUAUAUAUAUUUAUAUAUAUCAGAAUUUUUUUUUUGUAUGUCUGUAAGACAAAAUACUUAUAUGAAGAACUUUUACAUGUUGUUGUGCAUUACGUUUGUGGGACAACUGACAUGUGGUACAUUUUAAUUGUAUAUGACCACCAUUAUUGCUGCACUGUUGUUUUUAUGAUCUUUGGAGGGCAGUGCAAGAAAUAACACUUUACUGCAGGACUAUGAGAUGUUUAUGUUAAAGGUGACUGGGAGUUCAUAAGUUUGCCUUGAGUUAUGGUGCAUCAGGAUGGAAUAGGUCACACAAGGAAGAAAACUAAUACUUUACCCAAGUUUGUCUCAAAAGAGGUACAGUAUUAACUUGAUUGAUAUUCUUGUCUUAGUCUAAAUGGCAAAAAGGAAAAUGUAUUUCGGUGUCAACAGUUUUAUUUUUUUAUAUGCUGUGUAUCAUACCACAGUGUUGACUAUAGUGUGGCUGGAGGAAAGUUGUUUAUUGGGUUUUUCAUAUUUGGUUUAGUUUUGAGACAACUGUAUCAGUUAUUGAGGACAGCUACCAUGAUGCCAAAGGUGAUAGCACCAUACAUUUACUACUUUGUUUCUGGAAAUUUAUUGUCACUUGUCACUCAGCUAUAUUGUUCAUCAUUCAGAAAAAAUGCUCACUGCUGAAAGUUGCACAAAUUUAUUUUAUUUUCAACUAAGUUGUGCUUAGAAAAAAAGUCUCACACUUACGUAUUUUUUUUUUUUUUUUACAGUUUUUCAUUGUUUAACUUGUGCUUGUGUGAUGCGAUGUAUUCUUUUCUUGAGUGAAUAUUUGUAUGACUGUUUACAUACUGCAAUAGCUUGAAGCUUCAUAAGAUCCCCCCCCCCCACAAAUAAAAAAAUGCAGAACUAUAUCAGGUUGUGCUGAAACCGUAAGUAUUAGACACCUACCUACCUUGUGAUUCAGGAAUUCUCCCCAUAGAAGACCACCCUGACCUCCAGGCUAAACACUUCAUCUCAGCACUACACUACACUCAACAGUAUCCCACCUAUACCUACCAACACAAUGAUCUACAAACACCUUCACAACUUCCUCCCAUCAAACAUUAUGCUGGAGAGUACAGUAUCUCAAUAACCACACAACCUAUAAAUAUGAGAAUACUGUAUAGAUUUCCAGGUUCCUUUAUGGUUACCACCCUUCCUUAACCAAUGUCAAUACAAUAUCUAACUCUCCCUAAAAGCCACUACUGUUUGUCACGAUUACACCACCGCCCUACACAACAUUACACCACCGCCCUACCCACUUGUACGCACAACCUGUAAAGACAAUCCUUCAACACAAUUUCCAGUUAUCAAAAUACCUGAGGUUCAUUAGCUUCAGUUUCAUGUAAAGUAAGGGAUAACAACAACAACUGUUAUUAUAGAUACUGUAUUGUGUUUGCUGUAGCACUCGAGACAGUUUAUUGGAUAUGAAAACUGGUGAAAAGAAAUUAUAGUUAGUUUCUGAAGUGUUUUGGAUAUUGUCAAACUUUUAAGUUCUCAAUGAUUCAGUUUUAAUCACUGUAACUUGUUCAUUGUUGUUUGUGAGUUAUGAACAAUUGUUUAUUUUAAUGAUACUGAACAAGAAUUAUAGUUUACAAGGUAUUACCAUCAUAAUAUUAAAUUGCACAGCUAAACCUUAGCAAAUUUACUUGAAAUAAGAGAGGCUGGUCUGUAUUAUUUAUUUGUUAUUAAUGACUGACCGUCACUAGAUAAUUUGAUCUGGUGUGGUAACAUAUUUUAUGAUUAGUAAUUUUACUGAGAAACGAGAAUACUUUUUUAUUCUAAAAUGUUGUACUGUAAUAUAUUUUGAAAACAGUUAUAUAGUAGUUUAAGAUAAAUUAUAUACCACGAAGUUGAAGCAGUAAUUUGUGACAUUUAAAGACAAUUUAUUCAGUAACUGAUAAUUAUAAGACUUUAAAUUCAUCUCUGUCCCCUAAAGCCCAGUAGGAAUGGGAAGACAUGCAAUUAUCAUAAUUCACUAAACUACCCCAAACUCCACCAGAUUUUCCUAAUAAUAAUAAUAUUGUAAACAUACUUAUUAAAUAUUUAAGCGUAUUUGAACUUCCUCCUCUCUCAAAGAUAUGUUUGUACUGUUAUAGACGAUUGAAAGUGUAGAGUCGGCAGUACUGUACCAUGACACAAGUGAGAGAUUGAUGCUGUACUGUAUUGACAUGUUGGCAAUAUUGGGGAUGCAAGUUGCUUCUGCAGUUGAAAUUGAUAGCCUUUUAUGUUUCAGAACUUGGUCUUGUGUAUACUGUACUGUACAUGCUGUAAUAUCUUUCUUUUCCACUUUGAACUUUUAUAAGAUGGACAAAGUUGUAUUAAUGUGGUUGAGGGUGAUGCAGGACACUGUGCUUAGCUCACAAAGCAAUGAUCAGUUUUAUGUGUAACACGUACUGUUCUGUAUGCAGUAUACUAUAUUUUUUAUUCCUUUUUAAUUUUGUAUAUUGAUUGUUAAGUUGAAGAAAAUAGUCUAUUAUUGAUUUUUAAACCUUAAGUCAAUGCAUCACAAUUCAUUAAGGCACUGAAGAUAGAUGCACUGUGUACCAAAGAUUAUAAAUGUACUGUAUAUGACAUGCGGCAAUCCCAUAACGUGAGUCCUUUGGCAUGUCACUUCACAAUACUUCAAGGGGCUUCAUAAAUUACUCUUAUAUAACUUGUGUAUAGGACAGGGGGAAGGGAAGGGACAAAUACAAUUUUUAUUAUGGCAUACUAGUACUUUUAAGGGUCCAUUUUUUUAUUGAGGAUUUUCACUCAUAUUUUUUAGAGAUGAACGUUUUGUGACAUCUAGUCCUGAGUUGCAAUUGUUCCCAUCAGAAGAGCCACUUUGGCUUACCCUACAGUGAGUGUGACUUCUGUCUUCCCAUCUUUGUAUACAGCUUUUAGGGUACGUUUCUGAUAUAGCCGAGAUGAAAUACCAAUUAGUGAAUAUGGAUUUUUUUUUUUUUGUAUUGUAUUGUAUAGCCCUUUGGCUAUGUUAUGUAGGAAAAAAAAGUUGAAUCUGCAAUAUCCUUUCAUAAGUUUAGAUUGAGCUAGUUGGGUCUACCAGGUAAAAUGGGUCAUGUAAAACCUCUAGUAACACUUUACUUCUAGGUCUUUGUUUGUUUUGCUGCAGUCAGUUUCUUGUUACAGUCCAGUUUAUUGCAAUCUCAAAAUCAUCCGGAGAAAGUGCUCAGGAAGGUAUAUAUAAUAUUGUAGAUCACGAAUUUGCAUAUUAUUGGGUAAGGGAGGUUGACCUUUGUCUCAAGCAGUCUUUAUUUACUUCUUGAUCUGGCUUUUGGAUCAUUGUACAAGUCUAAGCAUUUUCUCUCUUGUCCAUUGUAAAUACAUCAAAUGAAGAGCCUCAUUUGGCUCAUUUCAUUCUCGUGUAAUUGCAUAAAUAUUUUCAUUCCAGGGCCUGGCUUAAUUCACAGCCGUAACUUGCAAUUUGUUGUACGGUGUGGUUUGUCUAAUACUGAGCAGAUAUAUUUGAUGAUUGACUAACUGUGUAAGCCACCAGAGUUACCAUGAAGAGAAAUGAAACAUUUUGCAAUUAGUUGCGGCUGUGAUAAAAGUCCCUCAAUGCACUUGAUGUCUGUGGUUACUGCAGCAGCUUUUAUUGUUUGUUGAUAAUAAAAUAAUCUUAUUCCUUCACUGCUGUAAAACAAUUUUGCUAAUAAAAGCCAACUUAUGUU
Homarus americanus (American lobster) is the source of this 11633-nucleotide messenger RNA. RefSeq names its product attractin-like (gene dsd). The transcript is spliced from 23 exons. The coding region runs from base 12 to 4427 and encodes 1471 amino acids. NCBI's taxonomy places the organism in Eukaryota, Metazoa, Arthropoda, Malacostraca, Decapoda, Nephropidae. The record is from RefSeq and is a predicted model, not a curated record. Gene Ontology annotation, cellular component: Golgi apparatus. Gene Ontology annotation, molecular function: protein binding.